AUGAUAAAAUCAAGCCCCACAAUGGAGUACUUGAGUUUUGACCCAAAAACAAAACAAUUAACGCUUGAAACAUGUGUCAUUCCAAAAGCCAAGGGCGAGGAAAUUUUAAUAAAAGUCGCUUAUUCCGGAAUCUGCGGAACUGAUCUUCAUAUUUUGAAUGGUUCAUUUCCCGCGAAAACUGAUGCUCCGUUCAGUCUUGGUCAUGAAUUUUCUGGGACUGUCGAAAGUGUGGGCAAGGAGGUCGUAGGAUUUAAAGUUGGUCAGCGAGUAGCUGUGGACCCUAAUAGUGGAUGUAAUAAAUGUAAUCAUUGUCGAGAUGGGCGAUACCACUUCUGUGACAAUGGCGGCAUUAAUAAUACUAUUGGGAUUUUCCGAGACGGUGGAUGGGCGACUCAUGUACUUGUACCAGAAAGUCAGGUAUAUUUAGUCCCAAACGACGUAGAAAUGCAUCAAGCAGCUCUUACUGAACCAAUGUCAUGCAUAGCCCAUGGCUGGGAUAUAUUAAGCCCUGUAAAUAUUGGGCACAAAGUUCUCAUCAUUGGAGCAGGAAUAAUUGGAUUGCUUUGGGCGUGUGUUUUGCACAUUAAUGGUCUUAGAAAAACUGUUACUGUUGCUGAGCGUCUACCCAGUAGACAAAAACAAAUUGAAAAACUCAAUCUCGAUUACAAGGGAAGUAGUAUGGAGAACUUGACUAACGAAAAAUUCGACCUGGCAAUAGACUGUAGUGGCUCAGCAGCUGCUAUGGAAGCUGCUUUUCCACUUUUACGUCGUGGUGGUUGUCUCUGCGUUUUUGGAGUUGCGAAACCUGACGCGACGAUGGCUAUUAGUCCAUUCAAGAUGUACAUGAACGAAUUGACCAUCAAGGGAGUGAUUAUUAACCCACAUACUUUCGAAAAAGGAUUAGCGCUAGUUCAAGCCAUGUCUGAUCAUUAUUUAGACUACAACAAACUGGGAAUCAAGAUUUAUAAAUUAUCCGAGUAUAAAGAAGCUUUGGAAGCACUUAGUAAAGGAGAAGUCAGUAAAGCUGUGUUUAAAUGUUCUUAA
Molecule: messenger RNA, 1044 nt
Organism: Cotesia congregata
Lineage: Eukaryota; Metazoa; Arthropoda; Insecta; Hymenoptera; Braconidae
Source: the annotation of a GenBank genome assembly